GUGACAUAUAAGAGAAUAUAACCUCAAAAUGUACCUUUUUUUGACAGAAACUUUUACGUAAAAGGCCAAAAUAACAUUAUACUUUUUCUGGGACAAGAUUUAAAAUGGCAAUGAAUAUAUUACGGAAAAUUGUGAGUAAAAUACUUUUUUUAAUGAGCAUGCAUAUUAAUUUACUGUAUGAGAUUCUCGAAAGUAUUGACUGCAUAAGAGUCGAUAAAAACUACUCGAUGCAUAUUAGAUAUUAGGUAAUAAUAGAAAACAGAUUUGGCAAGAAACUAUGGUCUCCUAUGUGAAAAAUUUAAUUUCGGGUAACCUAAAAGGCAAAAUUUGGGAAAAGCUUUCCAAAUUUCUACAGAAAAAUCCCCAGAAUCCCUCAGGAACAAGCAAAAACGUCGUAAGUAGAUUACAUAACAAAAUUUAUGUGAGGCAGAAAUAAGGUUAGAAUCACAUGCUUUUGGGCUGGAAACCUUUUUAUUUUUAGAAUAGACUCGUAUCAAACGAUAAAAUAUUCGAUUUAGGUGUUUUGCAGUCUAUAAUCAGCAGUAGCUACCCAGCUUGUCUUUUGGAAAUUCAAAUCAUACAAAAAUUAUGCAUGUGCAUGUAGUGCUGGUUUUUGUUUGUAAUGUAGUGAAUUAUAGCAAAAAGUUCAUCAGAUGAAGAAAAGAUUGUUUGGUAAUUCUCUAGCUUGGCUACCAGCCUUUUUUGUUUCUUCAUCCAAUAGACACUAGGUUUGCAUGGUACAUGAUCAAAAUGAGAUUAGAGAUGUCUGCAAAUGGAUUACUUGCAGAAUAUUGUUGAUAAGUUGAUAUUAUGUAGGAUUUAAAAGAUAUAUGCACCUUAAAUAUGUCAUUUGCAGAAUGGAACAGAUCCUAUACAUACAAGGACGAUGCCAUAUUGAAGAAAUAUAAGAAAAUUAACAAAAAUACACAUUUUCAUGCGAAGCAGCUCUCCUUUUGCUCUAGAAUUUGAUCCCCAUUGAUUCGCGUUAUGUAUGUGUGGAGUUUGAAAUCAUACAUACAAAUUUAGUUAUUAAAAUAAAAACCUAUUAUAUAGUAAAAUAGUUCAGAACUUUCUCAUUUGUGUUCAUUUUCAGUCCUAUUUUUUUCAUAUAUACAUAAAAACUAUGAUCUGAAAUAAUUUUUUCAUCAAAAACAGCUGGUGUAGCUAAGCUAGAGAGUUACUGAUUGUUCAUUUUAUAAUAUUAACCAUUUUUGUAUAGUAGUUAAUGGCUCAUGUCUAAAAUUUAUUAGUUGAAGUACCCAUAAACAGAUCCUAUCAUCCUGAGCAAGUAAAUAUUUUCAAUAUGUUCUAGUGUAGCUAAUAAUCUCUGUGAUCUUCUUUUUCAAUGCAUAUAGACAUAGAGUGUCAUUCUUGCUUCAAGUGCGAAUGUCUACACUAUUAGGCAUAUAUCACAUGAUCAGUAUUUACUGUGAUUAAUACCAUCAGUAUGUGCUGAUUGAUCCAUCAGUGUCAGUAUAUUUCUAUGUAAUCUUAUACAUCAAUAAUUACUGACAUCAGGGCUUCAUAGUCAAUACAUAUCAUAUUCCAUGAUAAAUACUGAUGGAUCGCAGCUCAAGAACUUAUUUGAAUCAUUCUGAGGGUCAGAGAAAUUGAGGAGUUGUUGGGGAAAAAUUACUGAAGUUUAGGUAUUAUUCAUCUACAGUUUCACCAGUUUUCUUGAUUCUGCUUGAGAGUCAGCUGCAUAUCACGUAUUUAUUCGAACCAGACUAGUUUAUCGACAAAAUAUGUUGGCUUAUUAUGAAAGAUUAGGCAAAUGUAUUCAGGGAAAUUGUUUUUUAUAAGUAAGAAUAUUUAUGUGUUGCACUAAAGCAUCAAAAAAUUUUAAGAUAUGUUUGCAAGUUAAAUAGAGUGAUGAUCAUGAUGAACAUAUAGUGCAUCUUAGAACAAUUCUUCAAAUAGAAUAUGGGGUCCUGUGAUACUUAAUUUCAAAGCUCCUUAGCAGGACGUUCUGGCUCUAAAAUAAAAAUUUACUAUCUUUGAAACUGGCGCACUGGCAGUUGCGCGUUUUUGCACAUUGAGUCGCUUAUAACUCAACAUCAUCAUUUAUUGAAAUGUAACAAUAUCUUAUAUUAAUCUUCUUCUUUUGGAAGGAUCUAUCUAAGUAUGCCAAAUAUAAAUGGGAUGUUCAUGCAAGUUUUAAAACAUACUUUAUUAUUUUGAACUCAAAAUCCAUACAAAUUCUAACCCUUUGGCACGUGCGCAAACAAGUCAAACAUGCGCACAAGAAGAAGAAGAUUUUGUGAAGUCAGUUCGUAAAGAUCAGAAAAGGCAACUGUCGUCUACAAAACCUCGAUAAAAGAAUCCUAGUUAAACCGGGUACAAGAUAGUCGCUAAGGCAAGUGCGGCGAACCUAAGAAGAAGCUGUGAAGAGAGAAUAGCUCCUCUAGACCAGGCGACAGGAACACCCAGGUACGUGCCAAUCGUACAUUGUCUUUGUAUGGCUCGGGUGUCGAUUACCUUAUUACGUUAAUUAUGUCUGAACGCGCUUACAGUCCCGCGGCUCUCCAUAAUUUAGAAUCAACUUUGCAAUAACAUGGGAUGUUAAACAAUAAAAAGAUUAUGACAUUUUUUUUUUAAUGGAAUAUUCUAUAUUUUAUUAUACAUUCUGAUAAAUCCUUCCAAGAUCAGAAGAUUGACAUACUAUGCUAUAUAUGAUUGGUUGAGUCAUAAGUGAUACAAUAACGUUCAAUCUUGACAGUUUUCCAAUCUGCCAUUUUGAGAGAUAGUGAUUUUAUUUUGUAGGGUUAUAAAAUACUCAUUAGACAGUUCAUGAGCUAUCACAGGAUGCCCCAUUCAAUUUAAUAAAAUUUUCUAAGAUAGCAUCCAGCUGCCAUCUUAAAAUUUUCAAUGUUCACAUACAUGUACACUAAAACAGUUCUCAUAUAUCAUAUUCAUCACAAUGCAUUCCAGCUUUUGACUUGACUUGUUCAAGAAAUACAUAGAAAGGAUUUUGAAUAUGUAUAACCUGUUUCCAUAUAUCCGAGAUCAUCUCUGAACAAAAAUAUUACUUAGUAAAGCAGACUUGGCUGUAAAACGUAGUCCACUAAAAAAAUGUGUCAACUAAAAAAUGAAAGUCAAAUUUCUAUAAUUUUUUCAUGUGUCAAAGUUGCAUGAUCUCAAGAGAUGAGGCCCCCGGUAAGUACACUGUAAAUACUGGAACAUCUCAAUCAAAUUAGAAUGUUUGGCACAGUGCAAUAUGGCCAGAGGUUUUCAUCAAGCCUUGAUAAUAUGAAGAUGUUAGAUUUGAUAAACUACGUACCUAGUGAGGAUAUUACAAAUGGAGUUACAUCAUAAUCAUAUUGUAGAUAAACAUGUCUCGAAAAAUCCUAAAAUAAUUAUUACAUUUCAGAAUCACGUGAUGUUAGAAGCAAAAAAUUCCAUAAACUAUGACAUUGAACUUUUCACAGUCGAUUUAUACAACAAUUACAUGAUAAGAGUUAAUUAGUAAUUACCAGAUUUCUAGUACAAAAACUAAGAAAUUCUUAGUUAACGACCAUUUUCAGAGAUCUAGAGCUUGUAGCUUACCCUGUUUGGCUGAUAACUUUUUGAGAAAAACAGCUGUAACUUAGCUUAUGGCGGAAUGGAUGGGUCCAAAAAUAACAAAUUAAACUUUUUGCUAUUAUUGUGAGUGUGCAACAUGGAUUGUUGUAUUAUUUUUCAUUGAUACAUUUUACUUAAGCACCCAUCUUAACCUAGUACAUUGGCAAUAUUAUGAUCUGACCAAAAGAGACGCAUCUCAACUCUGAAGCAGUAGGUUGGAUCGGACUUUGACCCAAACCUGACCUACCAAAUCUGUAUUUGACCGCAUUUUUUUAUAUAGUUGUAGUCCCCAUUCUUGGCGGUUAAGUCAUCAAAGAUAUGAAAUAAGUAAACAGAUAGAGUCUCCGUACCAUGGGCGGAACACUGCGCAGACUAAUCUUCAGCGCAUCUGCUACUCUCUCCAGUACGCAUGAAGUGUGUAACAGGUGACCGCUGUUUCGAUUCUCUUCCUGGAAAUACUCUAAUAAAUUUGGCAUGAGCUGUCGGCCUUCGCGAUUGAUCGUAUGUUGCGGUCAUUGUACAAUUUUAUAUUGAAGAUUGAUAACAGGACAACUCGAAUUGCACGCCGAUGUCAAGUAAUUUGUCAACAAAUAUGAUUGAAGGGCACCCAUACGUAACGACAAAGUUUUCGAGACGGAGACACACAACUACAAAACAUGUCUUUGAGCUUACCGAACAAACGUUCACACACAGGGGCAGGUUGUAUGAGGAAGAUAUAGGUAUAUAAAAUGAUACUGGUAGUCUUACUUUGACCCACCAAGAACGGUGACUACAACUAUACCAACGCAUCCGCAGAAGCCUAAAUACAGGGCACGACCUGCUUUAUCGAUCUUGUUUGAGCCCAACCAGUUUGUUAUUGGCAUUAAAAUCGCCGAGGUAAAUUACCUCUGAAGCAGGGUGACUGAUGUUCAAGAAAUCGAUGUUGACAGCAAGGUUAUCAAGUAGGACAUCCUGUGCACCUUGUAGUGGAAAACUAAGAUGGUUAGUCGGGGCAGAAUAGGAGAUUUUGGUCUCCACCAAAAAAACCGUGGCGAGACGAUUUUACCACAGAUCAUUGUUACUGUGCAUCCACCCUCCACUUGGACAAUCCGAGAGUGGAGUGAGUUCAGGCCCGGAAUGAUCCAUCAUAAAAAUGAGGGAAGGUAAAGGUGGAAAAAGAAGAGAACCGGCUGCAUAGCUUAGGUGUCGAAACAUGCGGAUAUUUUUAAAACAACCUGGAAUAAGCUAGCGGUUGGUACCGCCUGGGUCGAUUGGUCCUUGUUUAUCACAUUAUUUUUGUUGGUAAACGAUGUUAAAGUGGCCCGUUGGUGGAAUUGUUCCGCAACCCGGUAAUAGGUAGGUAGCUCUUGGGCAGCAAGAAGUUUUAUACUGAGUGCAACAACUUCCGAAAUAAGAAUUUGACACGACCUCGCUCUGUAGGCGAAAAUAUCGUAUUCUGGCAUAAACAUAACGUCACAAGAAACAUAGUGUAUGGUAAGGUGUGGUUUAAGACUAAUCUUACUAAUUUAACAUGCUAUGUUUUCUAAGUUUAACAUUGUUUUUGUGCAUGAACAUUACAACCUAUUUUUCUAAUUACAUGUCCUCUUCUAAACAAAGGUUCUUGUUUCAGAGAUUGUCACCUGUUAGUGGUUCCAGGUACUUCAGUGAACUAAAAAAAUGCACCAUUAUUCCUGGUGAUGGAAUUGGCCCAGAAAUUUCUGAAGCUGUACAAAAAAUCUUUGAUGCCGCCAAAGUCCCCAUAGAAUGGGAAAGUGUAGAUGUCACACCAGUUAGGGGUCCUGAUGGGAAAUUUGGUAUUCCCCAAGCAGCCAUUGAUUCAGUAAACAAAAAUAAAAUUGGCCUGAAAGGACCACUUAUGACCCCAGUUGGAAAGGGACACAGAUCUUUGAACUUGGCCUUGAGAAAAGAAUUCAACCUAUAUGCAAAUGUGAGGCCUUGUAGAAGCCUUGAGGGAUACAAAACCCUGUAUGAUAAUGUUGAUGUGAUAACAAUACGAGAAAACACUGAGGGAGAAUACUCUGGCAUCGAGCAUGAAAUUGUGGAAGGUGUAGUACAAAGUAUAAAGUUGAUCACUGAAGAUGCGUCAAUGAGAGUAGCUGAAUUUGCUUUCCAAUAUGCCAAAGACAAUAAUAGGAAAAAAGUGACAGCUGUGCACAAAGCUAACAUCAUGAGAAUGUCCGACGGUUUGUUCUUGAGAUGCUGCCGAGAGAUGGCGAAAAAAUACCCCGACGUGAAAUUUGAAGAAAGAUACUUGGACACUGUCUGUCUCAACAUGGUACAAGACCCUUCCCUCUAUGAUGUUUUGGUGAUGCCAAACUUAUAUGGUGACAUUCUGUCAGAUAUGUGCGCAGGAUUGGUAGGAGGCUUGGGUCUGACACCUAGCGGUAACAUCGGAAUCAAUGGAGCCCUGUUUGAAUCGGUUCACGGAACUGCCCCAGACAUAGCAGGCCAGGACAAAGCCAACCCAACAGCUCUGUUGCUAUCAGCGGUGAUGAUGUUGAGAUACAUGAAUCUGAACGACCAUGCGGAUAAGAUUCAGCACGCUUGUUUUGACACAAUAAAGGAAGCUAAAUAUUUAACAGGUGAUCUUGGAGGUAAAGCUAAAUGUUCAGAAUUUACAAAUGAAAUUUGUAGAAAAAUAACUCAGGGAUAGAAGAUAUAUUCAUAUAAGAAUCAACCGAGUGAAUGCAAAGUGUUUAGGAUAACUGAAAUUUUUGAAACGACACAGAGUCGUUAAACUAGUUUUUCGAUAAAAUACUGAUAAAUAUUGGUACUUCAAGAUUGGAUAGCGUACAGCAAUACAGCAACGAAAUUUUUUUCAGUCACAAAAAUUUCUAUAGCAAAGUAUAAUAGAAUUUUUAUGAAGACAUCUUUGUACGUAUAUAAUUGCGCCUUCUCCGAUUUUAUUUAGGUAUACCAUUGUUAUAAAUACCCUUAUAAUGACGUGUGAUUUUACAUAGAAUACUCUAUUUUGCGUAUAUUGGGCUUUUAUCAUAUUAAAAUGAAAAAAAAGUUGUAUUUUGUUGCUCAAAAGCGUCUUAAAUGCAAUAAAAUUUUUAAUUUAGCAAUUUUUCAUUUUUGUGAGGUAGAAGUCUAAUCAUGGCUUGUGUUAAAUACAAUAUUUUGUCCAACGUGCCGCAGUAUUGUAGAAAAAAUCCAUAUUUUUGUUAAUCCCUCCAUUCAGUAUAUUAUAAGUUGUAAAUGUAUGUAUUAUUUAUUUUUACUGUAAUUUUGUUGAAUGCAUGAAUUGAUAAUGAAAAA
This is a messenger RNA of Acanthoscelides obtectus, 6822 nucleotides long. The record is from the annotation of a GenBank genome assembly. Lineage: Eukaryota; Metazoa; Arthropoda; Insecta; Coleoptera; Chrysomelidae.